GCUGUGGAGCAGCAGCUCAGCGGCAUCACGCAGUAUCACCAGCGACAACCGGCCAAAAUGUAAAGGACACGCAGCCCGACACCGCUUCCCGAGAGAUGUUGUGCGUUGGAGAAGUGGAUUAAAGUCUGAGAAGGAAGGAAAAGAGAAAUGGUGCAAAAAGUUGCUGCGCAGCGCGAAUGCGUAACGACCCGUGCGUAAAAGCGCUCCAGACGAGGAGGACAGAAGUGAAAACUUGCGAUGAGAUGGAUGCGUCGGUGAGCCUUUGGGGCGCAGCGAGAAGGUGACAGCAGCCAGAUACUUCCACUUGGUGUGUGUUUUCCUCCCCCCGAGCCGGAGCGGACUGGACCGGAUCGGCACAUGCGGGACGAGCGCAGGAGUAGAAUUUAGUCUGGAGUUGAGACUUUAUGUAAGAAGUAGGACAACGCCGCCCAGCUAGUACUUUCCGUCAUGCGUGCAGACGUCCGGUCGCCCAGCAUCUUGUUAUGAUAGGGUUCAGCUCCAGAGGGUCGAUUCCACGAUACUUUGCACCCAGCUGAUGCUCCGGCGAGAGUCGGCGGAGAGUUGAGUCGUUCCCAUCCCGCGGUCUGCCUCUCGUUAAAACAUGGACGGGGGCGUCGAGUGCGCCUCCGACGGGGAGAGCAUCAACCUCAGCGUGCUCAACUGGGAGCAAGUGCAGCGGCUGGACGCCAUCCUCACCGGCUCCAUCCCCAUCCACGGCCGCUGGAGCUUCCCCACCCUGGAGGUGAAGCCCCGGGACAUCGUCAAGGUGGUCCGGAGCCGCAUGGAGGAGAAGCGGAUACAUGUCCGGGAGGUGAGGCUGAACGGAUCCGCGGCCAGCUACGUCCUGCACGAGGACAGCGGUCUGGGAUGGAAAGAUCUGGACCUCAUAUUCUGCGCGGAGCUCAAAGGAGAGAUGGAGUUCCAGAUCGUGAAAGAUAUCGUCCUGGACUCGCUCCUGGACUUUUUGCCCGAUGGAGUGAACAAGGAAAAAAUCACACCAGUGACCUUAAAGGAGGCCUACGUGCAGAAGAUGGUGAAGGUCUGUAACGACUCGGACCGCUGGAGUCUCAUUUCGCUCUCCAACAACCACGGCAAGAAUGUGGAGCUCAAGUUUGUGGACUCUCUCCGACGGCAGUUCGAGUUCAGCGUGGACUCCUUCCAGAUCCGCCUGGACUCACUCCUCCUGUUCUACGAGUGCUCGGAGCACCCCAUGGCCGCCACGUUCCAUCCCACCAUCCUCGGGGAGAGCGUCUACGGCGACUUCCCCACCGCUCUCGACCACCUCCGCAAGCGCCUCAUCUGCACCAGGAGUCCCGAGGAGAUCCGGGGCGGGGGGCUGCUCAAGUACUGCCACCUGCUGGUCCGGGGUUUCCGCGCGGCCUCCGACGGCGAGAUGAAGCUGCUGCAGCGCUACAUGUGCUCGCGCUUCUUCAUAGACUUCCCAGACGUGAGCGAGCAGAGGAGGAAGCUGGAGUCAUAUCUGCAGAACCACUUUGUGGACCUGGAGGACAGGAAGUACGACUACCUGGCCACGCUGUACAGCGUGGUGCAGGAGAGCACCGUGUGCCUGAUGGGCCAUGAGAGGCGCCAGACGCUCAGCCUCAUCUCCUCGCUGGCCCUUCGGGUGCUCGCCGAGCAGAACGCCAUCCCCAACGCUGCCAACGUCACCUGCUUCUACCAGCCGGCUCCUUACGUCUCGGACGGCAACUUCAGCAACUACUAUGUAGCGCAGGUCCAGCCCGUCUACCCCUGCCCUCCCUCACCUCCCCAGCAGUACCUUACCCCCACGCCACAUCCCAUGUAUGCCACCUGGUUGCCCUGUAACUAAAACCCGCGCACAGCCACGCCGUCCAUGCACUUCUGCGUAACUGGUGGAACUCACGGCCCCUUUAAAGGGACGAGCACUGAUCUCUGCAUCUCAUUGUUGAGAUGGGAUGAAGAAGGGAAAUGAGAAAAGGAAGAACAGGAGAUAAAAUUAGAUAAAUGAAGAGAAUUACGAAAAAAAAAAAAAAAAAAAAAAGGAAGGCUCCUCUCUGGGUUAAGGUGCGUCCGCCGGAGAGUUCCGAGCACAAAUGAGGGAGACGCCAGUGAGAGAGGCUGGCCCAUCACGUCGAGAGUUUUUGCAAAACAGCUGCAAACCCGAGCAUCGGCGCCAUCAAUAGCUUGGAUAAGAUAUUUUGACCGUGUGCUUGCGAGCUGCAGCUCACUGGAACUGCUUUUUCAAAUGAUGAACAUGUGGCUGAGCCACAUUUCCACGACCAAGCAAAACAGAUCCACUGAGACGACAGACUGUAGCAAGAAGACACAAAAUGUGCUGAAGAUGUUCCCCAUGUGCACUGAAGCGGAUUGAACUUUCCUUUUAACAGACAAUGCAAAAAAAGUGGAAGUGGACACUGUUUACUAACCCACAAUUUCUCUGAUCCUCGAUCGUUUCUCAACUCUAACCCAAAAAGAGACAACAAAACAAUGCAUGCUUUAUUUCUUUACAGGAAUCAUGUUUAAGUGCCUAGAUAAAGCCUAAAGGGAAGAGAUAUUUUUGUGAUUCUUUAUCAUAGCAGAAUAUUGAAUUGUCUUGUUGACAUUUCCAAGGUGAUAAUGAAUGUACUGAGAGGUCAAAGAAUUUACUGAGUAAGGUCUCUUACACUGACUGAGGUUUUGGACCAACUGAUCUUUGUCAACAGCGUUUUGGCUUGAAGACUGCUCUUAUCAGCAGUCCUGCUUUACAAGUACACAUCCUGAUUACCAAAGAGGAAGUAACCACACAAUCUCACCAUCUCGUGGGAGGGUGUUCGGGUGAAGAGGGCAAACCCAAUAAAAAGGGCUUAUAAGCGUCAAAUGCUGCGUUAUUUUGUGAUAAAUGUGCAUAAAAAAAUGAGUUUAAAUCCAAGAAUACAGCCUAUUACUGAAAAACAGUUGCUAUCUCAAAAAGGACGAUAAUCUGCAAAAAAAAAGAAAUGCACUCCUUGCAGUGUUUUUGUGCACUUUGGCAUUGAUGACACACAGAACUAAAGUUUACUUUGAAAAGCCCCGCGAAGGUUUCCUGUCAGCAAAUAAUGCUCAUGUUUACAUUUGGUGCUACUCACCAAAAAAACACACCCAAAAUGUUCCUUCAAUGUCUGACAAGGGUGUUCGAUCGAACGCAAACAAAGCUGUCAAUGAGCAAAAAGAGUGGAAGCGGUGGCAUCGCGUCAGCCAAACCUGCCUUCAAUUCACUGCCGCAUACGUCCAUCCUUGUGCAGCUAAUAUACACACACACACACACACACACACACACGGCUCUACAGUGCUACUGGCUCUCACAAACACUACAAGGCACCUUCUGGUUGCCACGGUGAGUGCAACAGCAGACGCUCAUAGAGAUUAAAUUAUGAAACAGAGGCGACCACUUGUCAAAAAAAAAGUGACACUGGAAAAAUUGUGAUACAUUAAAAUAUGUUAACUUUUUUGAGAAAUACAAAUGAGUAUGAUUUUUUUUUUAAACUAUGCAAUUUGAAUGCAUCUUGUCUUAAUGUGUGCACUGUAAAAGAAGACAAAUAUCUCUGUGUGUGUGAAAUAAACAGCGAGCAGGUUGUUUGUCAGAGGGGUGGAGGAUGGAUUGUGUGUACAGGAAUGUUACAGCAGACUCCAGUCAGGCCGCCGGGGCAGUCAGAGACCCAGCGCAGAGUCGUCCUCGCUGAACGAAAAGCAGCAGCUUCAAACAUGAGAUCACAAAAAAAAAAAAAAAAAACACCAAGAAUGCAGGCGAACGCAAUUCCCAAAGGUUUUUGAGUAGCAA
Salarias fasciatus (jewelled blenny) is the source of this 3775-nucleotide messenger RNA. Its product is annotated as terminal nucleotidyltransferase 5A-like. The transcript is spliced from 2 exons. NCBI's taxonomy places the organism in Eukaryota, Metazoa, Chordata, Actinopteri, Blenniiformes, Blenniidae. The record is from RefSeq and is a predicted model, not a curated record. Gene Ontology annotation, biological process: mRNA stabilization. The coding region runs from base 602 to 1828 and encodes 408 amino acids. Gene Ontology annotation, molecular function: poly(A) RNA polymerase activity; RNA binding.